AAGGAGUCCAGGUGUCUCCAGACGGCUGCAAUGCUAUUUCGGACAUUUCACGAUGACUACUGCCAGUUGUUUCAAGGGAAAAAGUUCCCCCCAUCUAGGUUUCAAAAUCUAAUAGAAAUAUCCAAAGAAUCGAAUAGCAUUCUACUCUAUCCGUCCCCACAAUCAGUCAACAUCCAAGAAUACAUUGAAGAUUACUACAAUGACGAUCUUAGAGCUAAAAAUAGAAAUGAUAAUUUAUCUAAUUAUCAUAAUUUAUUUGUACUUGAUGGCACUUGGCAUCAUGCUAAGGGAAUUUAUUUCUGUAAUGAAUUUCUUCAUAACAUGAAACAGGUAAAACUAAAUAGCAUAGGCGUCAGCAAAUACACAAUAAGAACCCAACCAACUGACGAUGGUCUUUCAACAGUUGAAAGUGUUGCGCUGGCUGUUUCUAUAUUAGAAGAUCGGCCAGAUGUAUAUGAAGUUCUCAUGAAGCCGCUGGAAGCACUGUGCAGAUUUCAAAUGGAGCAUGGGGCUGUCGUACACCACAGCAAAGAACAUUUACUUAAAAGUGGACUUAAGUAUCCAAUAAAAAAUAAAAUUGCGAAAAAUAAUACUAAUGUUAAUAAUAAUAAUAAUAAUAAUAAUAAGGAUGGUGAUAGUAGUUGCAUGGUUAAUGGUGUUCUUGGUUUAACGAAUAAUGACAGAGAUGAUAAUGUUGAUGAUAGUUCAAAAUCUUAA
Molecule: messenger RNA, 717 nt
Organism: Helobdella robusta
Lineage: Eukaryota; Metazoa; Annelida; Clitellata; Rhynchobdellida; Glossiphoniidae
Exons: 4
Source: RefSeq, a predicted model, not a curated record